GGGAAGCCCUUCGUCACGAGCUUGGCCCACCGAGGAAAUUGCGUGGCUUCCGCCUUCGCUGCAAGAGCCGGCAGCUUGUCUCACACCCGGCCGCGCAGUUAUCGGCAACCCCGAGAUAAAACAUACCAGACACACGCCGCACUGGGGAAAAAACGAGGAGACUGAGUGACACAUAAAUUUGGUCUCGGUGGAGGGCAAACCCUGUGGCAGCGAUGGCCGAGUCGAGGAAAUUAGGCAGCUUGCUGCAAGAGAUGAACCGCGACCUCAAGUGUCGCAAAGGGUGCAGCUUCUACGGGAACCCCGAAUGGGACGGGUACUGCUCUCAGUGCUACAAGGAGCUCCGAGCAGCGCAGGCAGCUGCAGCAGCCCCAGCCAGCCCUCUGGGAACCCAGCCAGCAAGACGGCUGUCCCGCAGUGCCAGCGAGUCUCCAGAAGGCUACCCCAGUGCCUCGCAGCCAGGCCUGAUAGAACCGUCGCCGUUCUCACGAUUUGCCGAGAAAAAGCGACAGCAUGCCGAGAAACGGACUAAGACGCUCCGUAGCAUCAUCCGCAGGUCCAACACGGUCAAAGAGUCGGUGAGCUCCAAGGACUUUCAGCUGAGCAGUUUGGAGAGCAAUCCUGCCGCCAAGGAGCUCAAGGACUUCCUUCGUGACCUGAAGGAGUCUGCUGCUUGCGAUGUCAUUAAGCAGGUCAGGGCGGCUGUGGAUCGCAUCCACAAGAUGUCCCGGGACCAGUCAAUCGACGAGCUCUCAAACCAGGUGCAGGACUUCUAUCAGAAGAUGCACGAGCGCUUUGAGACUCACACCCACUACCAAGGUCUGGAGCCCGACCAGGUGGAGCGUCUCAUGGACUUGACGGAGAACUACCUGAUGAGUCUGACGUACAAGUCCAUCUUCGAGUUCAUCUCCACGGCCGACGAGGAGAAGGACUUGGCAAUCCAACGCCGCAUCCGAUCCCUGAGCUGGGUGGCGGCACGGCACCUCGAGCUCGAGUUGGACGAUCGGCAGACGCCCGUGCGUGACGUGAUCGACCGUGCCAUCACGCACAUAAUUGAGCUGGACUCUCGCCACAGCCCCCGUGAGAAGUUGGCCUGUGUAGUGCGCUGCAGUCAGCAGCUGUUUGAGGCAUUGCGAAUGGGGCCCCAGGGUCCACAGCCGGCUUCGGCCGACGAGUUCCUGCCAGCAAUGGUGUAUGUGGUGCUGCGUGCCAACCCUCCCCUGCUCCACUCGAACAUCAAGUAUGUGACACGAUUCAGCGCCCCCAGCCGACUACUCAGUGGGGAGGCCGGCUACUACUUCACCAACCUGUGCUGUGCGGUGUCCUUCAUUGAGAACCUGACGGCCGAGUCACUGAACCUGCCCGCAGAGGAGUUUGAGCGCUACGUGACCGGCGAGGCAGUUCCCCCCGGUGGCUAUGACCAGGGGGCCAGCGAGGGCCUCCGCCUCAUGUACUCCAACCUGGCGCUGCUCUCCGACAUGCGGCAGCGGCAGGAGCUCCUCGCCGAAGGCACCAAGUUGCUCCGCGGCCGCAUCAACGAGUUUCGGGAGACAGUGUCUCGUGAGGUGGAACAGGCCCUCACGCAAGCACCAUUGGCUCCCUGCUCGUACAAGGUGCCCGCCGACCUCGACGUGCGGUUCGUACCUGCCUUCCUCCGCGACGUCGUCCUCCGAGAGUUGGACGACGGCGACAGCCUGCUGCUACAGUUGGACACUCCCCCACCUGCACCAGCCGCAUCCACUGAUUCGUCAUCCACCGUUGCACCCCUCGAGGAUGUCCAGCGAGUCCUGCUGGCCUCUGGCGACCCCAUGUCUCCCGACACGAUGGAGGCAUGCCUGCCCCCGCCCCUGCAACCGGUCAUCGUCGGCUCGACGACGGAAACGCAGGCGCAGUCAUUGGAGUCAACCCUGCCAUCAGCGGGGGACAUCUCCUGUACCAUGCCGGUCACAGAGACGACGGAACAAGCAUAGAACAUGCCCUGCCUGGGGUCAUCUGGUUCAACAAGACGAUCAGAGGCCACCACGGAUGUGGGAAUGUGUUCGUACUGUGCAACGGAAAACUUUUCUGCGCUGUUUCGCAACGGACUACUAUAAGCGUUUCGGUGCCAGAUGCACAUGUGCCACGACGUCACGCCACUGGACUUGUCUGCGUGCUUGUGGUGAAAUGCCGCUCCUUUUGCGAACAACCGUCUUCACUGAAGAUGGAAGGGGGAUGCUUGCUGACCCCACAAAUUGUAAAAACCGUCGAGACAAAUUUUUUCUCUUCUGUAUAUAAUUAUAUAUAUAUAUUAUAUAUAUGUCUACAUAAAUUUAUUCCUCCACCACUA
This is a messenger RNA of Rhipicephalus sanguineus (brown dog tick), 2323 nucleotides long. It is a transcript of the gene Rabex-5, whose product is annotated as rab5 GDP/GTP exchange factor. The transcript has 10 exons. Gene Ontology annotation, biological process: vesicle-mediated transport. Lineage: Eukaryota; Metazoa; Arthropoda; Arachnida; Ixodida; Ixodidae. The coding region runs from base 213 to 1967 and encodes 584 amino acids. Gene Ontology annotation, cellular component: cytosol; endocytic vesicle. Gene Ontology annotation, molecular function: zinc ion binding; DNA binding; small GTPase binding. The record is from RefSeq and is a predicted model, not a curated record.